This is a messenger RNA of Pantherophis guttatus, 1275 nucleotides long. RefSeq names its product small nuclear RNA activating complex polypeptide 2 (gene SNAPC2). Lineage: Eukaryota; Metazoa; Chordata; Lepidosauria; Squamata; Colubridae. The record is from RefSeq and is a predicted model, not a curated record. Gene Ontology annotation, molecular function: RNA polymerase II general transcription initiation factor activity. Gene Ontology annotation, biological process: snRNA transcription. Gene Ontology annotation, cellular component: nuclear body.
GCCGGUGAUUGCGUAACUCUGCCUACGUCAUCAGAACGCGAGUCUUGGAAAUCGUACCUUGGAGAAGCGUUGUUAAUUUGUGUACGGAAUGCGGUCUUGAGCCGCGCGGGCUGCGAAGCUUUGUGGGCGGGAGGAGUAAGGAAGGGGGCGGCGAAAUUUACUGCGCGGGGACGCGAAGACGCUUUUUUUCCCCCUGGUGUUUUCUUAAUUUGGUGCCUGGGCUUUUCUGGGUGGGGAGCUAUGAAGCCCCCGUCGAGGCUACGAUCGGCGCCCGCUCGCUUCCGCCUGGACCCCGCAAUCCGGGUUUGGACGGAUCGAGAAAAGCGGCGUCUUCUCCAGGCUUUGAGAGCUCAAGCCCAGACUCCGGGCCCGCUUCGGCCGGAGCAGCUGAAGAAAUACUUGCCUUCCAGAAAUGAAGAUGAGAUCUUAGCAUUUGUAGACUUGCUGAAAGAACGUGUGGCAAGGGAAGCAGUCAAGGCACGGUAUCGAUAUCGCCAGUGCAAAGAGAAGGAUGCCCCAGUUCCAGCACCUAUAGAGGUAUGGAUUCGUUUAGCUAAGAAGUUAACAGGUUGCCUUGAGGAUGCAGUAACAGCUGCUUUUUCCCAGGUUUUAACAAUUGCAUCUGCAGAGCCACUCUCUUUGCUUCAUUCUGUGCCACCAAAGCCUGUAGAAGUAAAUGCUGCUCAAUGCAUGACCCCAGCUGUUCCUAGCAAGAAUAUUAAAUCCAAUACAGAAUCUGAGGAAGCAACUACAUCAUCAGAUGUAGAACAGUUGACUCCUGCAGAAAAUGGUGAAUUACAUGUGGACUUUGAAAAGAUAUACAAGUAUCUUUCAGUGAUUUCACGGGGAUCUAAAGCACCAGAGCUACCACCUGGUGAGUCAGCUGUUCUACUAGAUCUGCUUUUGUCAUUACCAGAAGAACUGAGUCAUCUGGAUUAUAAGAAACUUAAGGGACAUAUGUACAAAUGCUAUAUUGAUUUAAAUGCUCACUAUAAGAAUGAAAAAAGUACAAGGAAAGCAAAGAUCAGCCCGCUUGUAAACAAUAAUCAAGAUCUUCCUGAAACAUUUUAUAACGUGCCAUCAGCUGGAAAUAGCUUUUCACAAGAGCAAGAGGAUACUAGUUCUACUGCUGCUUCUACAAGUGGCACAGCAUCAACAUCUUCCACGGAUUGGAAGACGCUGGGUAUUUGCCCACUGAAUUCAUUUUGGUUUCCUUUGGAUAUUCUAGCACAAAAAAAAGAGAUUUUGGAUUAAAGACUCUAUUUUAUUACAUGU